Messenger RNA from Eurypyga helias (sunbittern), 660 nucleotides. RefSeq names its product adenylate kinase 6 (gene AK6). The transcript has 5 exons. Gene Ontology annotation, cellular component: nucleus; cytoplasm. Lineage: Eukaryota; Metazoa; Chordata; Aves; Eurypygiformes; Eurypygidae. The record is from RefSeq and is a predicted model, not a curated record. Gene Ontology annotation, molecular function: ATP hydrolysis activity; AMP kinase activity; ATP binding. The coding region runs from base 1 to 660 and encodes 219 amino acids.
AUGAUUUGGGGUGUAAGGGCCCUGCGGAGCCGGUGCCGGGCGGCUCUGCCUGAAAACUUUGGGCCUUUUCAUAUUAGUUUAGGGCUUUUAAAGGAAGCGAGGUUUACUUUUCCAUCAUCCCGGUUAGAACCUUUAACGCUGCUGGACAUUUUGUGUGGGGUUCUGUCUUCAGGUACUCCGGGCGUUGGGAAAACCACACUGGGAAAAGAACUUGCGUCAAGAGCUGGGAUGACCUAUAUUAAUGUGGGUGACAUGGCAAAAGAAGGAGAACUGUAUGAAGGUUUUGAUGAGGAAUAUGAUUGUCCAAUUUUGGAUGAAGACAGGGUAGUCGAUGAACUGGAAGAUAAAAUGAGUGAGGGUGGAGUUAUUGUUGACUAUCACGGCUGUGAUUUUUUCCCUGAACGUUGGUUUCAUAUAGUAUUUGUACUUCGUACGGAAAAUUCAUUUCUGUAUGACAGACUUGAAAGCAGAGGCUACAAAGGGAAAAAGCUGCAAGACAACAUCCACUGUGAAAUUUUUCAGACGCUUUAUGAGGAAGCUAUGUUGUCAUACAGAGAGGAAAUUGUUCACCAGUUACCCAGCAACACUCCAGAGGACCUAGAGAGAAACUUGGAUCAGAUUAUGCAGUGGAUUGAGCAGUGGACGAAGGACAACAAUUGA